This is a messenger RNA of Cyprinus carpio (common carp), 2730 nucleotides long. It is a transcript of the gene hoxa1a, whose product is annotated as homeobox A1a. Gene Ontology annotation, cellular component: nucleus. The record is from RefSeq and is a predicted model, not a curated record. Gene Ontology annotation, biological process: regulation of transcription by RNA polymerase II. Gene Ontology annotation, molecular function: RNA polymerase II cis-regulatory region sequence-specific DNA binding; DNA-binding transcription factor activity, RNA polymerase II-specific. NCBI's taxonomy places the organism in Eukaryota, Metazoa, Chordata, Actinopteri, Cypriniformes, Cyprinidae.
ACAUCAGCUCAUUAGUGGAGACUGCAAGACCUGAAGUGGGUGUGUCAGACAUAGGGAGACAUAUAAAACGUGCAGUGCUGGGGUUACUUCAUGGAGAGGUUUGAAAACCCCUGGGCUAGAGGAUAGGAAUACACUUUCAUGUGAUAACUGGUCACUUUGUGACCACUGAUCACAAAAGAUAAUACAGCAGAACAAGCAAUUGUUUAUUAAUAAAUACGUGACAAAGUUCAGGUUCAUUUUUUUCGGGAUUUUUACAUAAAAUUUAAAUGGAUUUUAUACAAAAAUUGCAGGCUAAAGCAAUAAAUAUACAGUGGGUUAUGCAGGCUUUUUAUAGAAAACAAACAAACAAAAAAACUCAACCAUAUCACUUAACUACAAAACCAUUCUAAUGAAAAGAUAAGCUAUAAUGAAAAAAUACAAUCAGUUUUAUUACCAGUUUAUCAUUUUUAUACACAAGGCCAGAUUAAUUAGAGCUGAUGACUGCAUAGCAACCUCACAAAGCAGCGCAACUGACUAAAAUAUACAAUAAACCAGAAAGAGAUAAAAAAGACAUUCCCUUUACAUUAUUUCCCUGUGGUUUGGAGCUCAUCUUACCUGGCGCAUUUCUUCAACAUAAUUCCCCACACCGAUAUGUUGCUGCCUGGACGGUGUCUGUGAAACUACAUCCCUCCUUGCUCCUCUGCUAGCGAAUCCAUCCUUUCAGUGGGGGAUAAGGUGGGCCAACGUCACGUUGAUCGACAAGAGGUCGGCAUUUACAUAAGCCUGGUCUUUAACGACAAUCUGUCAGUGCAAGGCCACUUAAGAUCAAGAUGAGACAGAACAACUGAUCACUGGCUGACCCACCCCACGUGACUGUCACUGGUCAUUCAUAUCACUAGCGCGCGGACACCCCCCAAUCCACGACUGAUUGAAGGAGGCAGAAGGGUGGCUCGGCUCAACCCCGGGUGAAUGGUGCGAGUCGUGCGUCGUUAAUCAGUCCCCAGGCCCAAAGAUCUGUCAGUGUGGCCGCCACGCGCAAAGACGCCCAAGAAGAUGCCACGAUGAGCACAUUCCUAGAUUUCUCGGCCAUAAGUGGUGGUGGAGAUGCAGGUGGCGGGGGCUCGUGCUCACUCAGAGCGUUUCAUGGUGACCAAGGACUUUCAACAUUUCAGUCAUCGUGUGCUGUCAGGGUAAAUAGCUGCGGUGGGGACGAGAGGUACAUGUCCAGUAGAUCAUCACAAGACGCAAUUAACCCUCAGCCGCACCAAGCCGGCUCGUACCAGUCCCCCGGGACUCUGUCAAUUACCUACAGCGCCCAUCCAAGUUAUGGGACUCAGAGUUUUUGCGCCGGAUACAGUCACUAUGCCCUGAAUCAGGAUGUGGACUCGUCUGUGAGCUUUCCCCAGUGCGGCCCGAUAGUUUACUCUGGAAAUAUUUCCUCCACGGUGGUGCAGCACCGUCACCAUCGCCAUGGUUACAGUAGCGGAAACGUUCACCUCCAUGGUCAGUUCCAGUAUGCCUCAGCCACAUAUGGUAAUAGUUCGGAUCAGGCAAACCUAACGUUUGUGGCGGGCUGCUCAAAUCCGCUAUCCCCUCUGCAUGUGACUCAUCACGACGCAUGUUGUUCACCUCUAUCAGAUGGCGUGUCAACAGGGCAGACAUUUGACUGGAUGAAGGUUAAACGGAACCCGCCGAAAACAGGGAAGGCUGGAGAGUAUGGCUUUGGUGGGCAGCCAAACACUGUACGCACCAAUUUUACUACAAAACAGCUGACAGAGCUUGAAAAGGAGUUUCAUUUCAAUAAGUACUUGACUCGUGCAAGGCGGGUGGAGAUCGCGGCUGCGCUCCAAUUAAACGAGACUCAGGUGAAGAUCUGGUUCCAAAAUCGUCGUAUGAAGCAAAAGAAGCGAGAAAAGGAAGGUCUUUUGCCCAAAUCUCAGUCCGAUACGAAGGAUGGUCACGAAAAACAGGAGGAUGCAUCUGAAAAGUCGCUCUCCGCACCACCCACUCCAUCUCCCUCUUCCCCGACUGUUGAUGCCUACACCUCGAAUUAAAAACCUCUCACGUUUGUUCUGCCAACCUGUUAAUGAUACUGGAGUACUGUUAGUGACUCUCCUGUCAAGGUUAUUGUCAAAAUCAUCAUGUGACAUCAGUGUCAUACAGAGACCAGUGCACAACUUAGAGAUUUUGAACACUCAGUAUUUAUCUGUGCUACUUUGUGUUAUUGUGAAAUGACUGUUAAUUGUCUUAGGACACCUUGUCAAGAAUCUGUACAAAUAACAAGUUUCUUGUGCAUUUUCAUGCACAGUAAUAACAAAUGCUGCACUAUUACACGUCUUUGGUCGGACUUGCACCACUUGUCAAAAUACCUACCUCAAGAACCAAAGGAAGUAGUGCAAUAUAUUUAAGAGAUGUAUUAUUAAGAGAGACGAAUCAAUUGUACGUUUCGCCAAAGGCUUGUUUCAACACACUGACAAUUUUUCUGGACCGUGCAUAGUGUUAACCCUGAUGUUGUGUAUGUGUUGUGAGUUCUGCAACAUGAUGCACAACUUUUCAAAGUUGUCAUCCGGUUGUACUGAGUUUUAUCAGUCAAAGAUAAAGACUCAAAUCUCCUUUAGAAACAUGCUUUAGAAAACGAUCAAGAUACGGGUGAGUUAAAUGUGUGAAUUAAAAUUUCACUUAAUUACAAUUUAUUUGAACACUGGUGUUUUACUCGUGGUGGUGUCAAUGCCUGGUAUAAGCCUGUCCAAA